AUGAAGUAUUUCAAUGCCCUCCGGCAACAGAUUGUGAAUGAAUACUGUCAGAUUGACGAACGUCGAUACAAAACAUUGAUCGGAGAGAAUGCUGACGAGGCGGCGACGGCGAUGGCCGAGAAACUAAUAGAUGUUUGCGAGAGCGAGGAGUUUCUGCAGAAAGGGAUAUUGGAUACGAUGGCGGAGAUUGAGGAGAGAAACGAAGGGUCGAAGGAGAUGGAAAGGGAUUUGAACGAGCUGCAUCGAGUUUUUGAUGAGAUGGCGGUUAUGGUGAAGAAUCAGGGAGAAGAGAUCGAUGAGAUUGAGAAUCAAGUGAAGCGAUUCAGUUCAUUUGUAAGAGGAGGAAUUGAUCAGAUAUUGGCACGUAAGUAUUAUCAGAAGAAUUCUCGCAAAUGGAACUGCUUCGUUAUUAUCUUCCUCCUUCUACUACUUAUCAUUCUCUUUGCCGUUUUAUUUAUGGUCUAA
This is a messenger RNA of Impatiens glandulifera, 465 nucleotides long. Its product is annotated as syntaxin-121-like. Gene Ontology annotation, biological process: exocytosis; vesicle fusion; intracellular protein transport. The transcript has 2 exons. Gene Ontology annotation, molecular function: SNARE binding; SNAP receptor activity. NCBI's taxonomy places the organism in Eukaryota, Viridiplantae, Streptophyta, Magnoliopsida, Ericales, Balsaminaceae. The record is from RefSeq and is a predicted model, not a curated record. The coding region runs from base 1 to 465 and encodes 154 amino acids. Gene Ontology annotation, cellular component: plasma membrane; SNARE complex; endomembrane system.